AUGUAUGUAAAUAAAAAAUUUCAGAGAACCCUGGCGGCACUGGCAAAUUAUCGUGAGGAGGCGCGAUUGAGAGCGAAACUGAAAAGCGAUGAGGAGUUGGGUUUACACAGUAAAGUAACAGAUCGCCAUUCAGUACCACUGCAAAGUGAAUCGUCUCCAACGAAGAAGAAUAAAUUAAAAUAUCAAUUAUCUCUAAAUGAACACUUAACUGGCAGAUUGCCAAAUUAUAUUAAUAAUAAUAUUAAUAAAUAUAAUGAUAAUAAAUGUGAUGAAAAAGAGGAAAAGGAGACGGAGCCUGCAUCGUAUGCGAAGGGUAGCUCUAAUCAACCAGGUAUUUUUUUAUUUUUUGUUAUUAUUUAUUGUUUAUUGUUAUUAUUUAUUAUUAUUUAUUAA
This is a messenger RNA of Anisakis simplex (herring worm), 393 nucleotides long. The record is from the annotation of a GenBank genome assembly. Lineage: Eukaryota; Metazoa; Nematoda; Chromadorea; Rhabditida; Anisakidae.